This is a messenger RNA of Zea mays, 1394 nucleotides long. RefSeq names its product triacylglycerol lipase. The transcript is spliced from 2 exons. Gene Ontology annotation, molecular function: glycerophospholipid phospholipase A1 activity. Lineage: Eukaryota; Viridiplantae; Streptophyta; Magnoliopsida; Poales; Poaceae. The record is from RefSeq and is marked validated. Bases 31 to 1323 code for a protein of 430 amino acids. Gene Ontology annotation, biological process: lipid metabolic process.
AAUUGCAAGCAGCACAAGCUAGUCUCCAAGAUGCACCGCUCCUUCCUCCUCGUCUGUGCACUCGUAGCCACCGCGCUUUCCACCGACACCACCGUUGCCGCCGCCCAGAGCCAGAGCCAGAGCCAGAGCCAGAGGUCAUGGGCCGAACUCAGCGGGCGGGACAACUGGGACGGGCUCCUGGACCCGCUCGACGGCGACCUCCGGCGCGCCGUCAUCCGGUACGGGGAGCUGGCGCAGGCGACGUCGGACGCGUUCAUCGGCGACCCGGCGUCGCCGUACGCGGGCGCGUCGCGGUACGCCCCCGGCGCGUUCCUCCGCAGGGCGCAGGCGCCCGACCCGGACGCGUACAACGUGACGAGGUUCCUGUACGCGACGUCGAGCGCGCGCGUCCCCGGCCAGUUCAUCACGCGGCCGGCGCCGCCGGGGGCGUGGAGCGCCGAGUCCAACUGGAUGGGGUACGUCGCCGUGGCCACGGACGCCGGCGUCGCGAGGCUGGGGAGGCGGGACAUCGUGGUGGCGUGGCGCGGGACCAAGCGCGCCGUGGAGUGGGCCAACGACCUGGACAUCACGCUGGUGCCGGCGGCGGGCGUCGUCGGGCCUGGCCCCGGGUGGUCGCAGCCGGCGGUGCACCGGGGUUUCUUGUCCGUGUACGCGUCGAGGAACUCCACGUCGCGGUUCAACAAGCAAAGCGCCAGAGAGCAGGUGUUGGCCGAGAUUAGAAGGCUAUUGGACGCGUACAAGGGCGAGAACUGCAGCAUCACGCUAACCGGCCACAGCCUGGGCGCGGCGCUCUCCACGCUCACCGCCAUCGACAUCGUCGCCAACGGCCUCAACGUCCGGGGCCCCAACAACGACACGGUCCCCGUCGCCGCCAUCGUCUUCGGCAGCCCCCGCGUGGGCGACGACCAGUUCAAGAAGGCGUUCGACUCGACGCCCGGCGCCCGGCUGCUCCGGGUCCGGAACGCGCCCGACGUCGUGCCCACCGUCCUGCCCAACGCCUUCUACAAGGAUGUCGGCGUGGAGCUGCUGCUGGACACGCGCAAGUCGCCGCACCUCAAGAGGCCCGGCCCGGGCCCCGCCGCCUGGCACAACCUCGAGUGCUACCUGCACGGCGUCGCCGGCACGCAGGGCGCCGGCGACGCCGCCGGGUUCAGCCUGGAGGUGGACCGCGACGUCGCGCUGGUGAACAAGGAGGUGGACGCGCUCAGCGACGACUACCCCGUGCCGGCGGCCUGGUGGGUGGAGGGGAACAAGGGCAUGACCAGGGACGCCAGCGGACGCUGGGUUUUGCAGGAUCAUGAGGAGGGUAACCUCGCUAUGUGAUGAUUUUGAUAACUUCAUUAAAGGUGGUUAUUAACGAAUUAAUAAUACGAAAGCAAGAGUUUUCUCGACAA